ACCCGGGAGGAGAAGGAGGAGGCGAAGGAAGGGAACCCGGUCCCUGCGCCAGGUCCUUCAGCCAGAGCUUUUUCCAUGUGGAGGCUCUUUCAAUGGACGUGUCCCCGCGUGCUUCUUAGACGGUCUGCGGUCUCCUAAAGGUCGACCAUGGUGGCCGGGACCCGCUGUCUUCUAGCGUUGCUGCUUCCCCAGGUCCUCCUGGGCGUUGCGGCCGGCCUCAUUCCCGAGCUGGGCCGGAGGAAGUUCGCGGUGUCUGCUGGCCGGUCUUCGUCCCAGCCCUCGGACGACGUCCUGAGUGAGUUCGAGUUGCGGUUGCUUAGCAUGUUCGGCCUGAAGCAGAGACCCACCCCCAGCAGGGGUGCCGUGGUGCCCCCCUACAUGCUGGACCUGUACCGCCGGCACUCGGGCCAGCCUGGCGCGCCCGCCCCGGACCACCGGCUGGAGAGGGCAGCCAGCCUCGCCAACACCGUGCGCAGCUUCCACCACGAAGAAUCUUUGGAAGAAUUGCCAGAAAUAAGUGGAAAAACAACCCGUAGAUUCUUCUUUAAUUUAACUUCUAUCCCCACUGAGGAGUUUAUCACCUCAGCAGAACUUCAGGUCUUUCGGGAACAGAUGCAGGAAACUUUGGAAAACAAUAGCAGUUUCCAUCACCGAAUUAAUAUUUAUGAAAUUAUAAAACCUGCCACAGCCAACUCCAAGUUCCCUGUGACCAGACUUCUGGACACCAGGUUGGUGACUCAGAAUGCCAGCAGGUGGGAGAGCUUUGAUGUCACCCCUGCCGUGAUGAGGUGGACAGCGCAGGGGCUCGCCAACCACGGGUUUGUGGUGGAGGUGGCCCACCCAGAGGACAGCCACGGGGUCUCCAAGAGGCACGUGCGGAUUAGCAGGUCUUUGCACCAAGACAAGUACAGCUGGUCACAGAGAAGGCCUUUGCUGGUCACUUUUGGCCACGAUGGGAAAGGACACCCUCUCCACCAAAGAGAAAAGCGUCAGGCAAAACACAAACAGCGGAAACGCCUCAAGUCCAGUUGUAAGAGACACCCUUUGUACGUGGACUUCAGUGACGUGGGGUGGAAUGACUGGAUCGUCGCCCCCCCGGGGUAUCAUGCCUUUUACUGCCACGGGGAGUGCCCUUUCCCCCUGGCUGAUCACCUGAACUCCACAAACCACGCCAUCGUCCAGACGCUGGUCAACUCAGUUAACUCUAAGAUUCCCAAGGCGUGCUGUGUCCCAACAGAACUCAGUGCCAUCUCCAUGCUGUACCUUGACGAGAAUGAAAAGGUGGUAUUAAAGAACUAUCAGGACAUGGUUGUCGAGGGUUGUGGGUGUCGUUAGCACAGCAAAAUAAAAUAAAAUAAAUAAAUAUAUAUAUAUAUUUUAGAAAAAAGCAAAAAAAAAAAAAUCAAGUUGACACUUUAAUAUUUCCCAAUGAAGACUUUAUUUAUGGAAUGGAAUGGAGAAAAAAAAACAGCUAUUUUGAAAAUAUAUUUAUAUCUACGAAAAGAAGUUGGGAAAACAAAUAUUUUAAUCAGAGAAUUAUUCCUUAAAGAUUUUAAAAUGUAUUUAGUUGUACAUUUUAUAUGGGUUCAACCCCAGCACAUGAAGUAUAAUGGUCAGAUUUAUUUUGUAUUUAUUUACUAUUAUAACCACUUUUUAGGAAAAAUAGCUAAUUUGUAUUUAUAUGUAAUCAAAAGAAGUAUUGGGUUUGUACAUAAUUUUCCAAAAAUUGUAGUUGUUUUCAGUCGUGUGUAUUUAAGAUGAAAAGUCUACAUGGAAGGUUACUCUGGCAAAGUGCUUAGCACAUUUGCUUUUUUUUUUGCAGUGCUACUGUUAAGGUCACAAGUUCAUGUCCAGAAAAAAAAAAAAAAAGUGGAUAAUCCACUCUGCUGACUUUCAAGAUUAUUAUAUUAUUCAAUUCUCAGGAAUGUUGCAGAGUGGUUGUCCAGUCCAUGAGAACUUACAUCCUUAUUAGGUGGAAUAUUUGGAUAAGAACCAGACAUUGCUGAUCGAAUAUAGAAACCCCCCACCCCUUAGUUUGCAGAAAGAGUAAAGCAGGACCAAUAGAAAUAAUUAAGAAAAGAUGAACCUGCAGGAAAGUGAAUGAUGGUUUGUUGUUCUUCUUUCCUAAACUAGUGACCCCUUCAAAGGGGCUGGUCUGGCCAAAGUAUUAAAUAAAACAUAAGAUUUCGUCAUUAUUGAUAUUGUGGUCAUGUAUAUUUAAAAUUGAUAUCUAGUGGCCCUCAUGAAGAGUUGAAAAUUGAUUUGUAUUUUACUUUUACCUCACCUAAGAGCUCUUUAUGCUCAAAAGGACUCAAUUUUCUAACUGCCUCUCCACAGCAAAAUUGUUUUCUGCCUACCCCUGUUCUCUGUUCCAUCAGCUUGCUUUUCUUUCCAAGGUUAUGUGUUUGAACACAUUUCUCCAAAUGUUAAACCUAUUUCAGAUAAUAAAUAUCAAAGCUCU
Orcinus orca (killer whale) is the source of this 2461-nucleotide messenger RNA. It is a transcript of the gene BMP2, whose product is annotated as bone morphogenetic protein 2. NCBI's taxonomy places the organism in Eukaryota, Metazoa, Chordata, Mammalia, Artiodactyla, Delphinidae. The transcript has 3 exons. Gene Ontology annotation, biological process: BMP signaling pathway; negative regulation of transcription by RNA polymerase II; SMAD protein signal transduction. Gene Ontology annotation, cellular component: extracellular region. The coding region runs from base 148 to 1335 and encodes 395 amino acids. The record is from RefSeq and is a predicted model, not a curated record. Gene Ontology annotation, molecular function: BMP receptor binding; growth factor activity; cytokine activity.